Symbiodinium natans is the source of this 861-nucleotide messenger RNA. NCBI's taxonomy places the organism in Eukaryota, Dinophyceae, Suessiales, Symbiodiniaceae. The record is from the annotation of a GenBank genome assembly.
AUGAUGGACGACGAAGUCUGGCCCGCAUUCGAGGCAAUGCACCCGCAGAACCAAGACCUGACGCCUUUCGAAGUGGAGCACUUCGUACAAGACUUGCAGGACAGCUGGGGCGUUCGACGGAGCGAGGAAUCCGCAACAUCUGAAAGGCUGGAUAAGGAAUUCAAGCUCGAGAGCGUCGGAGAUCCGCGCUGGCUGACGCAGCACGAAAGGGUGGAGAAGUUGAACUGGACGGCACACAACCAGGCCAAAGAGGGCUUAGAUGAGUUUGUGGUCGACCAGUUCAACACUCAGGAGAAGGUGCCCGUGCUCAUCUACGACCUGAUGCUCAUCGAGGUGUGGAAAGAGCGCAUCUGGCCGCUGAUCAAGGCCAAGAUUGCCAAGUUCAGCUCCCUCCGCACGUACAUUCCCGUGUACCACGAGGCGUCGGUUGCCAACCUUCUAGAGAUCUGCCUCUACCAUCGUACCAGCUGCGAGGAGGCUGGAGACGCCCUGGUCGACUUGGUGGACUACUGCGUCCGCAAGCUCAGGUACUUGGUCUGCACACCCAACGAUGAGCUCGUUCGGCAAGUUGCUUCCGCCAAGGAAUGCACCGAAUGGGACAACGUGCGCAUGUUGGAUGAGCAGUUCGUCGAAUGCGAGUUUCAGAUUUGCAUGUGCGUGAUCUCCAUCAUCCGCUUUCUCACCGACCACCGCGUGGCGGUGCCCCUGGCGGUGACGACCCGCCUGCUGGAGACCCACGAUAUCCUUCUACUGCUGGUCCCUCUCAUGGAGAAGGCACCCUGGGUCCGAAGAAAUCGCUGCGGCCUAAGUCGGGAAAGGUCAGGGCUGAUAGUUCCAGGGUGUGCUGCUCAGGGGUUCUAG